Molecule: messenger RNA, 1583 nt
Organism: Aspergillus alliaceus
Lineage: Eukaryota; Fungi; Ascomycota; Eurotiomycetes; Eurotiales; Aspergillaceae
Product: alpha/beta fold hydrolase
Exons: 3
Coding region: 345-1226 (293 amino acids)
Molecular function (GO): catalytic activity
Source: RefSeq, a predicted model, not a curated record
GUAUUUCAAUUAUGGAUUAGCUAUCUUGGCCCGGUGGACAACCUUUACGUAGAAAAGUCAAAGCCACAAAACAUAUCCAAGAAGGUGAGUGAUCUGACGAUACAUAAUGGAGCAUAACGUAAGGGUAGUUUGCUGCCUGUAAUAAUGAGUUUGGGCGAGGGAGCCUAAAGAGGAAUACGAAAAGGAUGACUCUUCCAGCGAAAAUCGAUAUCCUACGCUGCAUCAUAUAUAAGAAGUGCUUAACUCGCACACCCACCUAAUCUAUUCCUAUUUCACAGUUCGCAAAAAAAGAAAAAAGAGAGCUGCUUCAUACAAGCUUUUGCUCCUAAAGCCCAUCUCUUAGAAUGCCACGCUUCUCAAGUCCCUUCGAUGGAGCGCAGCUGUUCUAUCGCGAUUACAAACCUUCUCCCAGUUCAUCUGCAUUCCGCGCAAACAUGGAAUAUGAUGCGAAGAAAUUGCCUGCUCUAGUGUUCCUCCAUGGAUGGCCGUAUUCGUCGCAGAUGUACGAGGAGCUGAUGGUGCCUCUUUGCGAGACAUACAGGUUCCGAUGUAUCGCACCCGACCGACGCGGUUUCGGGAAAAGCGAUUGGGAUGGUCAUCAAGCAACCGACUUCCAAAUCACCUACGAGGUGUUUGCCGAUGACACGGCUUAUCUAUUACAAACCUUGGAUAUAGGAUCAUUUGUCAUCAUUGCUUCCAGUAUGGGACCUGGAGAGAGUGUACUAGCUCACUCUCGUAGCGAAUAUUUCCAACAAAAUUGCAAGACACCAAAUAACCCCUUAGCCCCAUCACAGGCAGUCUGGGACUCAAUUCUGGAUGGGUUCCGUAGUUCUCGAGCGGACUUUACCCAGGGUGCUCUUCCGGGUGCACUUGUUGGAGGAACUGGCCUUGAAAUCCCUGCCCCCACGCUGCAACGCUACGUGAACAUGGUGGGAGAGGCUGAUGGACUGGCUCUUGAGCGGUGCAUGGUUAUUGUUCCUCAUACUGAUUUAACUAGUUUGUUGGUAAAGCUUGGAGAGACAGCUGCACCUCCUAUCAUGUGUAUCCACGGUGACUCGGAUGCGGGUACUCCAUACGAAGCGACGGCGAAGCUCUUGAAGGAAAUCUUGCCUGAGAUGGGGCUCAAGCUUUAUGAAAAGGGCGCGCAUGCUUUGCAAAUUACGCAUAAGAGCCAACUACAGGACGAUAUCCUAGAAUUUGUGACUCAGAGAAUCAUUGCGAACUGAUCAAUGUUGCGGCUCUGUGGUGUUACUAUCAAGAUGGGCUCAAGCUCAUCUGUGUAUGUGUUAUUGGAUGGGUAGACACGCAUGCUCAUGGUGUAUCUUUGGAGAUCUCCGGUUGUCAGUUUCCCUAUACGUCAAAAAAGAUAUCGUUCCCCGGAAACGUUGGUGAUGUGAGCUUAAUGUGUUGCCAAUAAUGUAACAUAUCUUCCAAAGAGAGCCUCAAACAGAGGCUGCCUUAUUUAAUCCAUUUCCCUCCACUAUAUGCUAGAAUGAACAUACAGGUGUACAGGUGUACGUUCUUUAGUACUACGACAUCUUCUGCAGAGGGCGAUACAAUUCAGUGCCAGCUGCAUGGCCAGG